Cavia porcellus (domestic guinea pig) is the source of this 1712-nucleotide messenger RNA. RefSeq names its product aurora kinase A and ninein interacting protein (gene Aunip). The record is from RefSeq and is a predicted model, not a curated record. Gene Ontology annotation, cellular component: spindle pole; centrosome. Gene Ontology annotation, biological process: spindle organization. Lineage: Eukaryota; Metazoa; Chordata; Mammalia; Rodentia; Caviidae. The transcript is spliced from 3 exons. Bases 496 to 1551 code for a protein of 351 amino acids.
UUUUUUGUACCGGGGGUCAAACUCACCACCUAGCACUUGCCAGGCUGACGUUUAUGCCGCUAAGCUAAAUCCCCAAUCCCCAGAGUGGUACUGAGGACUCCACUUUGGAGUCGGGAACCUGAAUCCUCUGGAAGGCUGCAGUGAUACAGAACACCUUGCAUCCGAGUUUUUUUUUUUUUAACAAUGCAGUUAAGAAAAACGAAAGAAACGGGUAUCUCUGGCACGCUGAAAAUCCAUUCAUUCCCACGACAGCGUUGCCAAAACACUUCUGCGGAGUCGGAAAGAACAGGAAUCUCCCGCGCCCAAGGAUCCGCCGCAGCACUGGGCGGCGCUCCGAGACGGGGCGGGGCAUGCGUCUAACGGCGGCGGUGUGGCUCCGCCCCCCGCGUUGGCGCGCGAUCCAAAAGUCGGCGCAGGAGGUUGCGUGAGUUUCCAGACGCUUCCCUGUGGUACCCUGAGGCCGGGAGACCUGUACGCUCUGUCUCCUCAGCCGCCAUGAAGCGGAGAGGCCCCGAGAAGGACGCGUGCGGCGUGUGGCUGGACACUGAGGCGCUGAAGAGGCGGAAAGUGCAGACACAUUUAAUUGAACCGAGCACCAAAAUGCUAACGCUCCUUCCUCGAGAGAGAACACCUACUGUUUCUUUGACUCAAAGAAUUUCGUCUGCAGGCAAACAGACCAGCAUUGCUUCCUUCUUCACCUUAUGGCCAGGAAUGAAAGAUGUUGGUAACCAGAGAAGUAUUUCAUCUCAUACACAAAGUCAAAUCAACAAAGAGUCCGAGAAAGACACAACUCAGCUAGACAGUUUGAUCCAGAACUCGGAGAAUGACUGCAUAGCAUCCUCUCUGGCAACUUCAACCCCUGAAGACAUCCAGGAAACUGGAUUUUCUGAUAAGUCCCACAAGACUUCUGGCCACCACAGUGUGAGAACCCCAUUUCUGACCAUGCCAUCUUUGCCUCAACCUAAUACCCUAGCCUGUGCUGAAGAUAAUAAAGCCCCACUGGCCUUUUCCUUCACCCAGAACUUGGAAAGUUCUUGUUUGCAGGACCAAAAGGAGGAUUCUUCCAGGAAAAAGGAAUGGUUUAAUGGAUCUGAGAACUAUCAGGACAUGGCGAGACAUGUCAAACCACCUGUGGGUAAAUGCCAUCAGAUCUUGGACAAAGCUAAAUCAGAGAGGAAAGUAUCUGCCAAAGAAAACAGGCGACCUUCUGUGUACCUCCAAACUUCCAGGGAUUUUUGCAGUAGAGAAAACACAGAAGCAGUGAAACAAAACCCCUGUCUGGUUUCUGUGUUUUCCUGGCAUAGUGAAAAGAAUGACAAAGAAUCCUGGAGUCAGCUUUUCACUGAAGACUCUCAGGGCCAACGAGUCAUUGCACACAACAUUAGAGCUCCUUUCCAAGAUGUAAGCAACACUUGGCAUCUGGGCCUAGGGUGUUUUUCAGCCAGGCCUCGGGCUGAAUGCCAGGCUGAGCACAGUGAGCUAAAUCAGCAGCCUGAUUUGCUCCUUACCCAGGACUCUGAAGGUAAUCAAGUUAUCAAGCACCAAUUUUGAAUGUUUAUAUAAAGGUUUGGUUCUGAAAGCAUCUUAAAAAUGGUAGCAUGUAAGAAAAUACCUUUUAGGUACAGGUAGGGGUUGAGGUAGGCAGCAUAGGAUUAAGCUGUCAUUAUCAAGCCCUUUGUAUAAAUAAAGCAGGCAGCUGCCACUGAUUGAGA